UUUGACUAAAAUUAAACCUUCCUUAACAACUGAAGGUACAUUGCCUACGACCCAUCCGUUUCUCCAGAGGAUGAUGCCAGCAAGGCAACUCUAAGUGAGAAGUAUUCAAAGAUGUUAAGUUAUAUGGAAGCUGUUGGCUUUACUAAUGAGGAAAUCACUAAUAUUUUAAAGUGUUUGGCAUCGGUCCUUCACAUUGGAAAUAUUUCAUUUGGUGCAAUAAGUCAGCAAUCAAACUCAGCAUUUGUCAAAGACCUGCAGCCUGUCCAUUGUGCUAGUUCUCUUCUUGGUGUGUCUGUGGAUGAAAUGGGAGAGGCCCUUGUCAAAGGAACAGCUUAUCAAAAAGGGGUGAAAGUUGUCAUUCAAAAGUCUGUUAAUCUGGCAGCCGAAGGGAGAGACAACCUGGCCAAAGCCCUGUACUCUCGGUUGUUUAGUUGGCUUGUGAUUAAGGUCAACAGUUGUUUGAAGGAAAGAGGUGAAGAACACAGGUAACUAAUUAUAAGAGAAUUAUGAAGGAAAAGAAUGAAGAACACAGGUAAAUAAGUUAAUUAUUGAUCACCCAGACAAUAAGGUAGUGCAGAAUAUUCUUAACUACAUCAUGGGAAGUCAAGUCAGUUUUUGUGAACAAGUCAUGAAAGGCCGCAAACUGGACACCCAGCGAUCAGAGCCAUAAACUAGGCACAUAAUGCGUGCACUUCGCUUAAUUUUGAGUCCUGAUCUGCAUAUAUCUUGUUUCUUUGAUGCUUGGUAAAUACAUUUUGUAAAUUGUUCAGUUCCAGAAAAUAUCCAUACUCCCCCCAUAGAAGGGAUUGGAAUUUC
Orbicella faveolata is the source of this 816-nucleotide messenger RNA. Its product is annotated as myosin-IIIb-like. The record is from RefSeq and is a predicted model, not a curated record. NCBI's taxonomy places the organism in Eukaryota, Metazoa, Cnidaria, Anthozoa, Scleractinia, Merulinidae.